AGCAGAAAUCAGUUGGCACUCGACCGUGCACGUAAGCCCCUGAAGAAUUAACUGACAGAUCGAUUAAGUCAUCGACAACGCACUAGGAGCCAUAAAUACAUGAACGAUGACCUCACAGUGAUUGCAAAGUGCUCAACAAUUACCAACUGACGUCAAGAAGUGAUAAUUUGCCAUUCUGUCAUCGAAUAAAGUCGAUAAAAUCAUUAGUGAUCAAUCGAUAAUCAUUGAUGCGUCGAUGACCUCAGUGUGAUCACAAAUUGUCACCGGCAGUUACAGGGCAGAGGACAUCGAGAGAUUGUGAAGUUGUCGAGAGGGGAAUCAAUAAUUCAAGAUGAGCACGAUGACAGUUCUGUGUCAGUCGAGGGUUAAUUUUGGGGCUUAUAUCCUAGGAGGUGGAUUCAAGUGCUGCUCGAGGGGGUGGCUGGGGCAGAGAAGGAUCUCCGGAGGGAAGAGAAGAUUUGGAGCUGCUAUUGGAGCGACAGCUAGUCCUGGUACUCUUCCUGGAGCACUUUCCAAGCAACAGGCGAAGGAACUCGCUGUUAAACUUACUAAUGAUGAGAGAACGGUGUUGAUUCACGCACUCCAGGAAUGCCAGUCCGAGAAGACACGAGCAGAGUAUGAGGGUCAAUUGGCAGCAUUUCGCUGGCGGAGUAAAUUCGGCAGACCCAGCAGUGUCCCCUCACUGGGAGACGUCGACCCCACUGGGAGUUACUGUGCAGUACCUGACGACUGGCUACUAAAAAAGUAUGUUGCAACAGUACCACAGCCACAACGGAAAGAUCUGAUGAGAGUGGCCGUCGCAAAUGCGAUUCCAUUUAUUGGAUUUGGAUUUCUUGAUAAUUUCAUCAUGAUUAUUGCUGGGGAACAAAUCGAAACAUCGGUUGGUGCUGUGAUAGCUAUAUCGACGAUGGCAGCAGCUGCGCUGGGCAAUACGAUAUCGGACAUUCUGGGGAUUGGAUCGGCGUAUUACGUUGAAUUACUCGCGCAAAAAAUUGGAUUUCAGCCGCCCCGAUUGACGCCCAUACAACUCGAUCUACCUAAAUCGAGAUUAGCAGCCAAUUUGGGUCGAGUUAUUGGAGUGACAAUUGGCUGCAUGUUAGGAAUGACUCCACUUCUCUGGUUGCACCCAGAUUCGAAAAAGGACGACAAUUCCGUGGAAGAAGACGGAAACUAAAUAAUUGACAAAUAACAGGGCAUUCACAUUUUUUCGCAUGACUCAGUCAGUCACUUUGUUAAUAGUUGCCAUACUCCAAGAACACGAAUAAUUUGUAAGCAAAAAAUAACUCGCUAAGCAUAACGUCCAUAAAAAUGUUUGCUUUAUGUACGUAAAAAUGUAUAUAGUGUAUCCAUUGUUACGAAGAGCGUUCUAGAAUUUCUAAUUAUUAUUAUUAGUGACGUUUUUAUUUACUUUGCAGUCAUUACUGACUUCUCAACUCUUUCCGUAGAGACGAAACUAAGUUCUAUGUGUGAAUUAGGUGAAAAAAAUUAUAGAAAUGACAAAUUAGAGAGUUGAAGUGUUGAAUGAAGAAUUUUAGAAAAAACCGGAAUUUUUAGAUGAGUUAAUGUGGACCAAGGAAUUGUAAAAUCGUAACAAUCAAAAUUGUUGAGGGGAUUGGUAGGAAAAGAUAAGUCUGAGAGUGUGGCAGAUAUGUGUAUAACUAAUGGAACUAUUUCCGCGAACAGCUUCUGAAGACAAUGUUUUGAAAAAUUGUAGAGGGAAAUUUGAACUCAUUUUAUUUAAGAGACGUUACUGUAUUAUUCCAGAACAAAUGCAUUUAUGCCCAUUUUCAAAAUGAAAUAAGGCAGGAAUUGAAAAAGAGCUGAUUUAGAGCGUUCUGAAUUUGUUAAAUCUACGGUUAAGUUGUGAUUUUAUUGAAAUAUUUAUUUCUAAAAUAAAAGAAGAAUAAAACUUAUUUGUUCUCCUGAA
This is a messenger RNA of Diachasmimorpha longicaudata, 1927 nucleotides long. RefSeq names its product transmembrane protein 65. NCBI's taxonomy places the organism in Eukaryota, Metazoa, Arthropoda, Insecta, Hymenoptera, Braconidae. The record is from RefSeq and is a predicted model, not a curated record. The transcript is spliced from 6 exons. Gene Ontology annotation, cellular component: mitochondrion. Bases 332 to 1174 code for a protein of 280 amino acids.